This is a messenger RNA of Orycteropus afer afer, 3286 nucleotides long. It is a transcript of the gene DNA2, whose product is annotated as DNA replication helicase/nuclease 2. Gene Ontology annotation, cellular component: cytoplasm. Gene Ontology annotation, molecular function: 5'-flap endonuclease activity; single-stranded DNA helicase activity. Gene Ontology annotation, biological process: replication fork reversal. The record is from RefSeq and is a predicted model, not a curated record. NCBI's taxonomy places the organism in Eukaryota, Metazoa, Chordata, Mammalia, Tubulidentata, Orycteropodidae.
CGUUUCCCCGGACUUUUUCUAGCGCCCAUUUGAGACCCCUGCGCUGAGGAUGGAGCAGCUGGACGAACUGGAGCUGCUGAUGGACAAGAGUUUCGGGGAGGAGGCUGCGCGGCGGCAGGAGAUAUUUCAGAAGAAAGUGGAUGUUUCCUUUCCUAAAACUGUUCUGAGCCAAGGAAUGGAUAACCGGUACCUGGUUUUAGCUGUCAAUAUUGUACAGAACGAAGAGGGAACCCAUGAAAAACAUCUGAUCAUCACUGCCUCCCAGUUGCUGGAACAUAAAGAACUAUGCAUCCUUAGGAAUGACUGGUGCUCUAUUUCAGUUGAGCCAGGGGACAUAAUUCAUUUGGAAGGAGACUGCACAUCUGGUACUUGGAUAAUUGAUAAAGAUUUGGGAUAUAUGAUUCUAUAUCCAGAUAUGCUGAUUUCUGGUACAAGUGUGGCCAGUAGUAUUCGAUGUAUGAGAAGAGCUGUUCUGAGUGAAACUUUUAGGAGGUCUGACUCUGCCACACGCCAAAUGCUCAUUGGUACAAUUCUCCACGAAGUAUUUCAAAAAGCAGUAGGUGAUAGCUUUGCCCCAGAAAAGCUACAAGAACUUGCUUGUCAAACUGUUCAAGAAAUUAGACACCUGAAAGAAAUAUACCGCUUAAAUCUGAAUCAAGAUGAAAUAAAACAAGAUGUAGAAGAGUAUCUUCCUUCAUUUUCAAAAUGGGCUGGAGAUUUCAUGAAUAAGGAUACCUCAGCUGACUUCCCUUUGAUGCAGCUCUCUCUGCCAAGUGAUGAUAUUAAGAAUAAUUCAGCAUACAAUAUUGAAGUCAUAAAAUUACUGGAUAUCGAAGAAAGCAUUUGGUCCCCUAGGUUUGGAUUAAAGGGCAAAAUAGAUGUUACGGUUGGUGUGAAAAUACAUCGAGGGGGUAAAACAAAGUUUAAGAUAAUGCCACUGGAACUUAAAACUGGCAAAGAAUCAAAUUCUAUUGAACACCGUAGUCAGGUUGUUCUGUACACACUGCUCAGCCAAGAAAGAAGAGCUGAUCCUGAGGCAGGCUUGCUUCUCUACCUGAAGACUGGCCAGAUGUACCCUGUGCCUGCUAAACAUCUGGAUAAAAGAGAAUUAAUAAAGCUGAGAAACCAGAUGGCAUUCUUUUUGUUUCACCGUAUCAGCAAAUCUGCUACCGGAAAGAGGACACAGCUUGCUCCUUUGCCACAAAUAAUCGAGGACUAUCAGACCUGUAAAUAUUGUUCACAAUUGGACAACUGUACUCUUUAUAGCAGAGCAUUUGAACAACAGAUGGAUGACAGUUCGAUCCCAAUUGGCAUGUUGCCCAAAAUAACAGAAGAAACCCAGCAUCUGAAGCUUACACAUUUAGAGUAUUUCAGCCUUUGGUGUCUAAUGUUAACCCUGGAAACACAAUCAAAGGACAGCCAAAAAAAUCACCAAAAUAUAUGGCUAAUGCCUGCUUCAGAAAUGGAGGAGAGUGGCAACUGCUUUGGAAACCUGAUUAGAACAGAACCGGUAAAGAAAGUUUGUGAUGGACAAUAUUUACAUAAUUUCCAACGUAAAAAUGGUGCCAUGCCCAUCACAAAUCUAAUGGCAGGUGACAGAAUUAUUGUAAGUGGAGAAGAGAGAACACUCUUUGCUGUGUCUAGGGGAUAUGUGAAGAAGAUUAACAUGACAACAGUAACCUGUUUAUUAGACAGGAACUUGUCCGUACUCCCAGAAUCUACUUUGUUCAGAUUAGACCAGGAAGAAAAGAAUGUUGAUGUAGCUACCCCACUAGGGAAUCUUUCUAAAUUGAUGGAAAAUACUUAUGUCAGCAAAAAACUUCGGGAUUUAAUCAUUGACUUUCAUGAACCUCAGUUUAUACCAUACCUCAGUUCUAUUCUUCCACAUGAUGCAAAGGAUACAGUUGCCUGCAUUCUCAAAGGUUUGAAUAAACCUCAGAGGCAAGCAAUGAAAAAGGUACUUCUUUCGAAAGACUACACUCUCAUCGUGGGCAUGCCUGGGACAGGAAAAACAACUACAAUAUGUACUCUUGUAAGAAUUCUCUAUGCCUGUGGUUUUAGUGUUUUGUUGACCAGCUAUACACAUUCUGCUGUUGACAAUAUUCUUUUGAAAUUAGCAAAGUUUAAAGUAGGAUUUUUGCGUUUGGGUCAGACUCAGAAGGUUCAUCCGGAUAUCCAGAAAUUUACAGAGGAGGAAAUUUGCAGAUCAAAGUCUAUUAAAUCUUUAGCUCUUUUAGAAGCACUCUACAAUAGUCAACUUAUAGUUGCAACAACAUGUAUGGGAAUAAACCAUCCAAUUUUUUCCCGUAAAAUUUUUGAUUUUUGUAUUGUGGAUGAAGCCUCUCAAAUUAGCCAACCAAUUUGCCUGGGGCCCCUCUUUUUUUCACGGAGAUUUGUGUUGGUGGGGGAUCAUCAACAGCUUCCUCCCCUGGUGCUGAACCGUGAAGCAAGAGCUCUUGGCAUGAGUGAAAGCUUAUUUAAGAGGCUGGAACAGAAUAAGAAUGCUGUUGUACAAUUAACUGUACAGUACAGAAUGAACAGUAAAAUUAUGUCCUUAAGUAAUAAGCUGAUAUAUGAGGGAAAGCUGGAGUGUGGAUCAGAUAAAGUGGCCAAUGCAGUGAUAAAUCUACCUAACUUUAAAAAUGUGAAGUUGGAGCUGGAAUUUUUUGCCGAUUAUUCUGAAAAUCCUUGGCUGAAUGGAGUAUUUGAACCAAACAAUCCUGUUUGUUUUCUUAAUACGAACAAGGUUCCAGCACCAGAACAAGUUGAAAAAGGUGGUGUGAGCAAUAUAAUAGAAGCCAAACUCACAGUUUUCCUGACCUCACUUUUUAUUAAGGCUGGAUGCAGUCCAUCUGAUAUUGGUAUCAUUGCACCAUACAGACAGCAGUUAAAGAUAAUCAACGAUUUCUUGACAUAUUCUUCCAUUGAGAGAGUCGAAGUUAAUACAGUAGAUAAAUAUCAAGGAAGAGACAAAAGUAUCAUCCUAGUAUCUUUUGUUAGAAGUAAUAAGGAUGGAAAUGUUGGUGAACUCUUGAAAGAUUGGCGACGUCUUAAUGUUGCUAUAACCAGAGCCAAACAUAAACUAAUUCUCCUUGGAUGUGUGCCCACAUUAAACUACUAUCCUCCAUUAGAGAGGCUACUUUGUCAUCUCAACUCAGAAAAACUAAUCAUUGAUCUGCCAUCAGAAGAACAUGAAAGUCUUUGCUAUGCAUUAGGUGAUUUUCAAAGAGGAUAAAACACUAUUUCCUUUGCCUUUUUCAUACCAGGGCAGUGGUUUCCCCUAGCU